Molecule: messenger RNA, 8908 nt
Organism: Trichomycterus rosablanca
Lineage: Eukaryota; Metazoa; Chordata; Actinopteri; Siluriformes; Trichomycteridae
Gene: piezo1
Product: piezo type mechanosensitive ion channel component 1 (Er blood group)
Exons: 52
Coding region: 410-7999 (2529 amino acids)
Cellular component (GO): membrane
Molecular function (GO): mechanosensitive monoatomic ion channel activity
Source: RefSeq, a predicted model, not a curated record
CUCUAGAAUCUCAUUAAUUCUGGAUACGUUUUAGGACUUAAAUAUUAGGAUUCAACUUUAACUCCAGUUUGGAAGGAGAGCAGAAGAAAGUUAGUUGGAGUUUUGUGCUGGUGAAUCACUUUUACAUGGAGUUGAAGAGGAGGAUCCGCCGCACUCACCAGCAAUAAAGUCACAUCUAUGAGAGAGCGGACAGGUGUGGUGGUGAAGGUGUUGGUGUUGGUGUUGGUGUUGAGUCGUGGAACUUCCAGAAAUCAGAAGAAUGAGGAUGUAAGCUGAGGACCAGAAGACCAGCAGUGUUGAUGAAAUAAUGUCCAUGCAGACUUCUACCCCCUAGCACUAUGAGUGUUAGAAGAUCUUUGGGUUCCUGUGUAUACCCCGGUUGGAGGUGUGGAUGCCGCUGUAGGUUCUGAUGGAGCUGCAGGCGAUCUGCAGCCUGUUUUACUGCUUUCUGCUGCCCACUGGACUGCUGGCAGCAUGUGUGUUCCGCUACAACGCCCUCUCUCUAGUCUACCUGCUGUACCUGCUGCUCCUGCCAUGGUUCAUCUGGCCCAGCAGACGCGCUGUGAGAGGACACACGGGACUGUUCGUGGCUCUGGUUUUCAGCAGCAGUUUGCUGUUCCUGGUGGCCCACGGCUCGUUCCAGAUCUGUCUCUACACCGUUCCUGAACUGGACGAAGCUCUGGGACACAACUGUACCAAAUGGGAGACCCUGUCCGGGCAAAUCGGAGUGUCCAGGUUGCCCCUUGACGAUCCCUGGAACAUUGUGCGACUCCUGUCUCCGGAUCUGGGCGUGUUCAUCCUGUCCCUCAUCACGCUGGUGCUGUGUAAGUGCCUGCUGAAGAGAAGAGAGGCGGGGUCGACAGCACUCGCCGCGUCCGCUGAGAAUGUUGGAACAGAUGAGGAAGAGCAGGAUGAGAAGGAGGAAGAGGAAGACGAUGAUGAAGAAAAGGAAGAUGUUAAACUGGAGGAGAGGACCAGAGCAGCAGCUCAGCUUUGUGCUCGUUUUAGAGCUUUUGCACGACGCUUGUUCCACACCAUGGGGAAGCUGCUGACUGUCGCCCUGCUGGGGGUCGCAGGUAUCACGCUACCUUCAGCCUUCUCCUCCAUUUACUUCCUGCUCUUCAUUGGAAUCUGCACUUGGUGGGCCUGCCACCUUCCCAUCAGCCAGCUGGGCUUCAACGCGCUGUGUGUGAUGGUGGGCUUGUUCACGGCCGGUCACCUGGUGUGUUUGUACCUGUACCAGAGCAUCCUGGCGCAGAACUUCCUAAACCCGAGCAGCUUGUGGGCCAGGCUCUUCGGACUGAAGGACAUCAUCUCCCCUGCUAACUGCUCCGCCACCUCCUACGACCUCGUCAUCAACACCGAACACGACUGGCCGGUGUACGUCAACCCCGGCGUCCUCUUCCUCCUCUACAUCACCGUGGUAACCGUCUUCAAGAUCGGCAGUGCCGCUCACCCCGACCAGGUUGACAGAGCUGACCGGAGUAAGGAGGGAGAGGAUUUGGAGCUGAAGCCGUGGGGGGCAGACAGGAGAAGCUCCAGUGAGGAUGACACUAAGCAAAUGCUGCUGGAUACGAGUGAAAGUCCCGGCCAGGAAUCCGACACUAACGCCAAAGUUCAGAGCACUAACGGUUCCAGUCAGCAUGAUCUAGGACCUGGGAUGGACACUGCGGAGGAGCAGGAGCAGGAAGUGGACAGUCCUCUGCUAUCAGUAGGGAGGAUGAUCAUGCAGCAGAGUUAUAUCUGCGCUCUCAUCGCCAUGAUGGUGUGGAGUAUAACCUACCACAGCUGGCUGACGUUUGUGCUGCUGUUGUGGGCGUGUCUGAUAUGGAUGCUGCGGGCGCGUCGACACGCCGCCAUGCUCUUCUCGCCCUUCAUCCUGCUCUACGGCAUCGGCCUGUGUGGUCUGCACUACGUCUGGGCCAUGGACCUGGAACCCGAGUUGCCCACGCGUGUGGGCUUCAUGAGUCUGAGGCAGCUGGGACUCGAUCAGACUCCUUAUCCUUGUUUACGUCUCGGAGCCAUGCUGCUGUUCACCCUGACAUUCUGGCUGCUUUUAAGACACUCGGUAAAGGACAAGUUUGGCAGGAGAAAGACGCAGGACUUUCCUCUGCAGGAGGUCACCACCGGAGAGGGUGCGGGUCAGGACGACUCCUUCCUGAAGCUGCUGGGUAGAGUGGUGAUGAGUCUGCAUGCUAAGUACUGGAUCUAUGUGUGUGGAGGCAUGUUCAUCAUGGUGAGCUUUGCUGGAAAACUGGUGGGCUACAAGAUAGUCUACAUGCUGCUCUUCCUGCUCUGCAUGUGCCUCUACCAGGUUUACUACGCUCUGUGGCGGAGACUCUUAAAGCCCUUCUGGUGGUUGGUGGUGGCCUACACCAUGCUGGUGCUGAUCGCCAUCUACACCUACCAGUUUGAGGACUUCCCUGAUUACUGGAAGAACUUCACCGGCUUCACCGAGGACCAACUGGCUGAUAUCGGCCUGGAGACGUUUAAACUGUCCGAGCUCUUCACCAGUAUCCUGAUCCCGGGUUUCUUCCUGCUGGCCUGUAUCCUGCAGCUUCACUACUUCCACAGCCGCUUCAUGGAGAUCACCGACCUGGAGAACGUCACACCCCUGCACAGGAGGAGAUCAGCCGUGAUGCCGGAGGUGCUGCAGAGUUCAGAAGGAGGAGGUUUUGAGGAGGAGGAUGAAGACCUGACGGCACAUCUGGACGACGAGCAGUCAGAGGAUGGAGUGAUGGUACCCAGUAAGUGGGGCUUGGUGAUGGACAGACUCAUGGUGCUCUUCAGGAAGUUCUCUGAUGUUCUCACCCACCUUCAGGCUUUUCUCUGGAGGAUCCUGGAGCUCCACAUCAUCAAGAUCGUCGCGCUCUUCAUCAUCUGGGUGGCGCUGGAUGAGCCGUCGGUGAUGAACCUGGUGUUGGUGGUGCUGUGGUCGUUCGCGAUGCCGUUCGGUCGGUUCAGACCCAUGGCCUCCUGCCUCUCCACCGUCUGGAUCUGCGUGAUCAUCGUCUGUAAGAUGCUCUACCAGCUCAGCAUCGUGAAACCUGAGGAGUACUCCAACAACUGCACCCUGCCUCUAAAUAACGAGACGAGUCUACAGGUCGGCGAGAUCCUGAACUCCACACUUUAUAGAGCUCCUGUAGAUCCAGCCAACUGGUUCGGCUUCAGGAAGGACGCCACCGCUUUAGGCUACAGUAAGAACCAUCUGAUGGCGCUGCUGCUGCUGGUGUUCGAGGCGACGGUGUACCGACACCAGGUCCAUCACUAUAAACAGCUCCAGCGCUCUCCUCCCUCCAUCCCGGCCGUCUUCCCCCAGUCCACCCGGGAUAAGCUGGACCAGGGUCUGCUGCCCUGCAUCAAGUAUUUCAUCAACUUCAGCUUCUACAAGUUCGGACUCGAGAUCUGCUUCCUGAUGAUGGUGAAUGUGAUCGGUCAGCGCAUGAACUUCCUGGUGAUUAUUCACGGCUGCUGGUUGGUGGCCAUAAUGGUGCGGCGGCGCCGGGCGGAUAUCGCGCAGGUCUGGCCCAAAUACUGCGUCUUUCUGGUCAUCUUCAUGAUCUACCAGUACGUCCUGUGUGUGGGGAUACCUCCUGCUCUCUGUCUCGAUUACCCCUGGAGAUGGAAAAGCACCAUCACCAUCAACUCUCCCUUGAUUAAGUGGAUCUACCUUCCUGAUUUCUACACCAUUCCCAACUCCAGGAACCUGAUCGCGGACUUCCUGCUGCUGCUGAGCGCCUCGCUGCAGUGGACGGUGUUUGAGAACGAGAAGAAGGAGGAAUGGAUGGUGAUGGGUGGAGAAAAUAAGGACAACCCCGACCCCAUGGAGGGCAUGUUGUUCAACCCAGCACCCAAUUUCAUCAACUGCAGGUCGUACCUGGACAUGGCGAAGGUGCUGGUGUUCCGUUACCUGUUCUGGUUCGUGCUGUCGGUGGUGUUCGUGACGGGCUCGACCCGGAUCAGUAUAUUCGGGUUGGGUUACCUGCUGGCCUGCUUCUUCUUUCUGCUGUUCGGCCGGCGGCUCAUGGUGAAACCGUCCCGUACCCGGCUUCUGCUGUGGGACUGUCUGAUCAUCUACAACGUGGGGGUCAUCAUCGCCAAGAACACUCUGUCUAUUCUGGCCUGUGUGUUUGUAUCUGAGAUGCAGGCUCGGUUCUGCUGGGUGAUUCAGCUCUUCAGUCUCGUCUGCACCGUCAAAGGCUACUACGAUCCCUUGUCCGUGAGUGAUAAAGAGUGCAAUUUACCCAUCGAGGAGGCGGGUAUAAUCUGGGACAGCAUCUGCUUCUUCUUUCUCCUGCUGCAGCGGAGAAUCUUCAUCAGCUUCUAUUUCCUCCAUGUGACGGCGGAUCUGCAGGCGUCUGCGCGCCAGGCCUCACGAGGGUUCGAGCUGUUUAAAGCCAGCAUCAUAAAGAACGUACGUUUUUAUCAGCAGGCCGAGAAGAAAUCCAUUCAGCAGCUGAAGAGCUCGAUGAAGAGAAUUCGUGAUAAACAGCAGCGACAUAAAGAGGGACGCAAACCGUCCGAAAGAGAACCAUCAGAAACCCAAGAGAAAGAGAAACCGGGAAGGAAGAAGAAAGAGUGGUACCGUCCGUGGAUCGAUCAUGCAACCGUGUUACAUUCGGGGGAUUAUUACCUGUUCGAAUCAGACAGCGAGGACGAGGACGUUUUGGAGGAAGAUCAGAAAAAUCAGAGACAAUCUGCAUUUCAGUUGGCGUAUCAGGCGUGGGUGAGCAGUGCUAAACAGGCGUUACGAGAGCGACAGCAGAGACAGAAGGAACAGAGACUGGAGAGAGAGAGACGUCGCGCUCCUUCCCGAGGCUCGGGUGACGGGUCAGUGUUCGAGGAGGAGCAGAGAUCUCAGGAGGAGGACGCCGAGCCUGAAGGGGACGCAGAGGAGUCAGGUUCCGGCAGCGAUACGGUGCAGAGGAUUCUGGACGUGCUGAAGUUCCUCUGGGUUUUAUUCCUGACCAUGGUGGACAGUUUCACUCUGUGGCUCAACAUGCUGACCAAGCAGUACGUGGACACGUCGACCGUGCUGUCCGAUGAGCGCUACAUGCUCAUCCACAAGAUCAGCCAGAUGCCCUCGAGUGACCCGACAGACGACCUGCUUUCUCAGGGCAGCGACAUGGUCACACUGGACACGUGUCUGGACGAGACCGAUACCGACUUUAACAUCAGUGGAGCGGUCAGCGUCGCUGAGCUGGAGGGCGCGGCCGACACGGAGGACGGACGACCUCGCAGCCCCGACACCUCGCUCUGUUCCCAGCCCACUAUAGACCUGGAGUCCGAAAGUCAGGAGCUUCGCCACCAGCGCCGAUCCAGAACAGCCAGCGAACUGCUCACAGAAAGGUCGUACGCCAUCGAGGAGCUGGUACAGAGCCGUGACUUCUACGUCUCUCAGAACCGGCUGCUGAAACUGACCUUCGCUCUGUGUAACGUGGUGGCCGCUCACUCGGAGCUGGUCUGCUACUUCAUCAUCGUCCUCAACAACGUGGUCACCGCCUCCGUCAUUUCGCUGGUGCUGCCCGUCCUGGUGUUCCUGUGGGCCAUGCUGUCCGUCCCGCGCCCCUCCAAGCACUUCUGGAUGACCGCCAUCAUCUAUACGGAGGUGAUGGUGGUGCUGAAGUACCUCUUCCAGUUCGGGUUCUUUCCCUGGAACAGUGAGUACGAGCUCAGGCUGAACGAGAACAAGCCCUACUUCCCCCCUCGCAUCCUCGGCCUGGAGAAAACCGACAACUACAUCCGCUACGACCUGGUACAGCUGCUGGCGCUCUUCUUCCACCGAUCCUUACUGCAGCGUUAUGGACUGUGGGACCAGGAGGGACCUCUGGAGGACAAGAGCAGUCACGCUGCAGAGGAGGAGAAGACCACGACGGUGACAACAAAAACUAAGGAGGAGGAGGAAAAGGAGGUGGAGGAUAAACCAUCGGAUGUCGCUGAGGAGUUGCAUCCUCUGACAGACGUAACGACGGGAGCUCAGACUGAACCAGAACCAGAGCCGAUCCAGAGCGCAGAAAUCACACCCGAGCCGAAGGAGAGCCGGAAGAAGGGUGGACUACUGCGCUUCCGAAAAAAGAAACCGGCAGAUAAAUUAGAUGAAGAUGCUGCACCAGCGGAGCCCAAGAAGAAAAAGAAAGCCAAGGGUCGGCGUGGGAAAGAAGCCGGCAAGAAACUGAAAGCUGUGGGAGAAAAACUGAAGGACGUUUUCAUCUCUGUCGUCAACAGCCUCUAUAAACCAGGACACACGUUCAUCCACAACAUCCUGCACACCGAGUACCGUGCGGCUACCGACGUAUACGCUCUGAUGUUCCUCACCGACGUGGUGGACUUCAUCGUCGUGGUGUUCGGUUUCUGGGCUUUUGGAAAAUAUUCGGCGGCGGCGGACAUCGCGGCGACUCUUUCAGACGACCAGGUUCCUGAAGCGUUCCUCGUCAUGCUCCUGAUCCAGUUCAGCACCAUGGUGAUCGACCGAGCUCUGUACCUGCGCAAAACCGUGCUGGGAAAACUCAUCUUCCAGAUCCUUCUGGUGCUCGGUAUUCACAUCUGGAUGUUCUUCAUCCUCCCAGCCGUCACCGAGCGGAUGUUCAGUCAGAAUUUCGUGGCUCAGCUCUGGUACUUUGUGAAGUGCAUCUACUUCACGCUGUCGGCGUAUCAGAUCCGCUGCGGCUAUCCGACCCGCAUUCUGGGAAACUUUCUCACCAAGAAGUACAACCACCUCAACCUCUUCCUCUUCCAAGGGUUCCGCAUGGUGCCGUUCCUGGUGGAGCUCCGGGCCGUGAUGGACUGGGUGUGGACCGACACCACUCUGUCUCUCUCUAACUGGAUGUGUGUGGAAGACAUUUACGCCAACAUCUUCAUCAUCAAGUGCAGCCGAGAGACCGAGAAGAAAUAUCCCCAACCCAAGGGCCAGAAGAAGAAGAGGAUAGUGAAGUACGGGAUGGGUGGGCUGAUUAUCCUCUUCCUCAUCUGCAUCAUCUGGUUUCCACUACUCUUCAUCUCGCUGGUGAGAUCCGUGGUGGGCGUGGUCAACCAUCCCGUGGACGUAACGGUGACGAUCAAGCUGGGAGGUUACGAGCCGCUGUUCACGAUGAGCGUGCAGCAACAGUCUAUCCAGCCUUUUACUCCUGACGAUUACGACCAGCUCACCAAGCAGUUCGAAAAGAAAGCGGUGGCGAUGCAGUUUAUAACGCUGUACGGUUACGAGGACAUCGUAACGGCCAACAUCGAGGGCAGUUCGGGCUCGGUGUGGAGAAUCAGUCCCCCCAGCAGACAGGAAGUCAUCAAGGAGUUGCUGAACAGCUCGGCAGACAUGACGCUCCUCCUGUCCUGGAACUUCCAAAGGGACCUGGGGAAAGGCGGAACAGUGGAGAACACCUACGACAAACACUCCAUCGAUCUGGAGGCCGGAGAUCCCGUGAGAGCGGAUCUGGCCUCGCUGCUGCUGGGGAAUCGAAUCCAGCCUGUUCGGGUGCCGCACAUGUUCCCCAACUACAUAAGAGCCCCGAACGGAGCGGAGGCCAAACCUGCGAUUCGGCUGUACGAAGGAGAGGAGGAGGGCUUUCAGGACAUCACGCUGUCUCUCGUGAGGGACGGCUCACCGAACAGUAUCGGAGCUCGGGAGUGGUGGGACGUCGCCGUCGCCGACUGCGAGGACUCUGUGGAAGCCUGCAGGGUUUUACCCAUGGUCAUCUUCAGCGACAAAGUCAGCCCGCCCAGUCUGGGGUUCCUGGCCGGAUACGGGAUCAUGGGAAUGUACGUGUCGGUGGUGCUGGUGAUCGGCAAGUUCGUGCGAGGCUUCUUCAGCGACAUCUGUCACUCCAUCAUGUUCGAGGAGCUGCCGUGCGCCGACCGCAUCCUUAAGCUGUGCACGGACGUCUUCCUGGUGCGCGAGACGGGCGAGCUGGAGCUGGAGGAGGAGCUCUAUUCCAAACUCAUCUUCCUGUACCGCUCACCAGAGACCAUGAUCAAAUGGACCCGAGAGAAGGACGACGACGACUGACCGGCGCCGACCGACCUGCCGGCUUCGGUUCCGGGUCAGGGGGACGGAAGAGUCCGGAGUGACCCGGAGCUCUACGAACACGGAAAGAGACGCCGACGGACUCGGGGGAUUUUCCAAACGGUGGUGGUUUACAUAGACUUUUAUUAGAAUCAGCCCGAGCUCCAGCGAGGGCGCGGAAUCUGGUCGAGGCAUUGGGGGGGGGGGUUAACAUAUCGGGAGAGGACGGGUCAGGCAGUACAGCGAACACUAUCGUAACGUAAUCGGGUGAUCCAUCACACGAGUUCAGACACAAACGGUUCAAACCGACGGCGAACACGUGGCCGAUUAAGCGAGGCCGACGAGUCCGAUGGAGCCACUGACCGGCCGUGAUCGAAACACUAAUACCGAUUUAUCACCAAGUGCCUCUCUCUGCGAACACUGGGGUUAGUAAGAGCAGGUCGCUAAACCGAACGUACGAUCUAAAACAAGUAAAACGCCGUCUCGGGACCGCACGACUCCUUCUGCACUUUAAAACUCUGCUGCUGCAGAACACACAAACACGGAACGUGACCGCGUUUUAGGGACACUUUUAUCUCGGAGCUAAGUUUACGAUUUUUAUUUAGUUCGUCUCGACCGCCGAUCUGCUUCGACUGUGCCAGCUCACUCUGGCGGCAGGAUUCCUCUCCGGCCAGCCGCCCGUGUUCUGAACUACGGUUAUAUCUUAUAGGUCUUAUAUUUUCCAGAGAGGUCCGUGACUGGCGAACGGAGCCGACGCGACCUUUAGGACCGAAAACCGCAAAACCGUCCGGCCGAUCCCGUAAAGGAUUCAAACCUUUCUGUAGAACCUGAUCUAGAAUAACUAGUCGAAGGCAGGAAAUGAUGUCAAAAUGUUGGAUUUUAUUGUCAGAUUAAAAACAUUUUGAACAAACA